AUGGACGACCUGACUGUAGAGGCGGUUCUAGAGUUUAUUCUAUCACACGGAGGACGGGUCCUUAACUCUAAACUGGUCAGCCAGUUUAAGGACUACCUGAAUCACCCUGUCAAUAAAGUUAGCAACAGAGAGAAGUUUAAAGGUUUUGUUAACGAGCUUGCUGUUUUGAAGACUGAGAAUGGUGAAAAGGUUCUAGUACUGAAGAAGAAAUACUCUCAAGGCUUAGACCGCUUCAGCGACUUCCAUGGCAUCACUACCAAACCUGGAGCUGAUAGCCCUGAUGGAGGUACAAUGUCAAAGGCCAGAGCCGAUGAGAAUGUGACGGUGGCAUUGCGACGGGGUGACAGAGUUCCUGCCUCUCCCAAGAUGUCAGAGGAUAGCAGUAGUAUGGACCAGCAGCACUUCCAUGACAACUCACAGAAAUCUGUCUCAUCCAGCACAUUCGGUGUAGCCUCCAUGGAUGAGGAUGCUAACACUUCCAUUGACAGUGUGAAAGACAAGAUUAAACUGUUGAACAAGAACAUCUCUGAGUCAGACCUCAACCGCUUGAAGUCUGGUGGAGGUAACAAGAAAACUCACAAACAUGCAGGUGGAGAUGAUGAAAACUCUCACGACUAUUACAUGAAUGUGAGUAAAACUUGGCUGAUGGUUUGUGCUACCUCCAACUAUCACGACAUGAACCGGCUGCUGUCCAAAAAUCCAGGUCUUGCCAAACUGAAGAUCUGUUAUAUUAACACCUAUAACUAUGUUGACUUCACAUAU
Molecule: messenger RNA, 762 nt
Organism: Candidula unifasciata
Lineage: Eukaryota; Metazoa; Mollusca; Gastropoda; Stylommatophora; Geomitridae
Source: the annotation of a GenBank genome assembly